This is a messenger RNA of Lactuca saligna, 438 nucleotides long. The record is from the annotation of a GenBank genome assembly. Lineage: Eukaryota; Viridiplantae; Streptophyta; Magnoliopsida; Asterales; Asteraceae.
AUGACCUCAUUGCGUUCUAUUAAGCAUUAUCUUCUUCCGGAUCAGGGUGAUUUCUUGGUUCAUUUUACGGAUAUUACACUUGAUGAACUUGAUAAAACACCAAAUGAGAUCUCUGUUGAGAAGCUUCAGUUAAGUGAGAAGUUGGAUCCUGAAACUAUGAAUUUGAUUGGAGAGGAGUUUAUGAAUAAGGGACUUCUUCUAUCUGAUUCCACUACUCCUACUACUUCAAUAAUAACUGGUGAGGAGUUAAGGAGGGAGAAUAUGAUUAUGAAAGAAGAGUGCCAAGUGAUGAGGGAGGAGAACAAGAUAAUAAGGCAAGUCAAGAAGAGGAUCAAUGCCAAAUUAACACAAAAUAAGAAGCUUUACUUUGUCCUGGGGAUUGGCUUUGGUGUUUUAGCUUCUACCUGUUUCUCUAUUGUGAUUCUAGUCUCCUCUUGA